CAGCACGUACGCCAAGAGCGUCGCGGAGAGCACCAUGGUACGCUCUGAGGCCGCACACGACGGCUCGGACGUCGAGGUCCCCGACGUGGACACGAUGCCGCCCUUGCCGUCGCAGUACGCGUCGGCCCCCGGUUCCACUGCAAUGGCUGGCGCAUCUCACCGUCAUCUCUCCACCGCCACAUUUGCGUCGUCCGGCUCGAGCGUCUCGAUGGACUACGUCCUCAGCAGCAAGAUCGUCACACCCCUCACACCCGGCUCGGCCAAGCGGGUGCAGGUCGCCAACGGCGGCAAGCCCGAGCUCGUGCGCUCGUUCAGCGGCAACAGCAAGGGCAAAGUCCGCAGCAAGCGGUACAACUCCAACGCUGCCACCGCCGGCAGCAGUGUUGGCGACGAUGACGAGCAGGGCGGCAUGACGCCCACCUCGUCUGAGCUCGCGCACGGCGGCGCCGAUCCAUUCGACGACGAGGCCGCCGUACGCGCCAGCAUGGACGAACCUGAACCCCGCGCUCUCAAGAACUCCGGCCCAAUGGUCGUUCAGGGCUCCGGCGCGGCGAGCAGCAACCCUCGUGCUGCCACAGCAGGCUUCUCGCGUUCCGACAUGGGCCGGUCAGGCACCACCACCGCAUCGUUUGGCAUCCCGAUUUUUGACGGGAGCCAUUACGCGCAAGGCCUGCCGCUGCACUCGUUCAUUGACCCGCGCAGCGGGAGCAGCGCCGCCCUUGACGCGAAUCGCCCCUCCUGGUUCGACGAGGACGGCGAUUUGGUCGACGCUACCGAGGUUGCCGCGCCUACCGUGCCCGGCGGCGCCGCACCUUCAGUCAGCGGGCGCGCGGUGCGCGCGCGCAACAACUCCGGUCCCCACCACCGUCCGGGCAAGGAUGUUCGGCAGAGCACCGCCAGCUCGAUCGGCGGUCUGAGCGUGUUCGACGGCAUCCCGUUCCAUCUCGAGCACGGAGAGAUGCCCGCCAACGCUGCCGAGGCCGUCGUUGCCGCGCGUGCGCACCAGCAGCAGCGCGACCGCGAGCAGAUCGCACACAGCGCUGCCCGCUGCUCACUCGACACGGAUGCUGGCGACGCAGACUUUGCACCGCCCCCGCGCUACGCUCCUGCUGCUGGCCCUGCCAGCGGUGUGCUGCGCGAUGAAAAGGAACAGGGCAGUGGCCAUGGCAUUCCCUCUGCUGAUACGGCAUUCAGCGGUAUCACAACGUUCGAGCCGUCGACGGGCAAUGCUACCGCCGGCACCGGCAAGUCAACCACAAGCGGGUGCUCGCAGUCAAGCGCGGCUACCGCCAUGCCCCGCCUCGGCACCCCGCUCAAGGCCGACUUGGAAGGCGCGCCGACGACGACGACGGCCUCCGUCUAUUCGAUGCCCAGUGCAGCGCCGACGACCGAGGAGAGCCUUCGGACCAGCUCGACGAACACGUCCGGCCCGAGCAUCAGCUCCAGUCAGGCAACUCACGGGUCGAGCAACGCUGUGCGCGUCAACUUGCCGCCACGCAUCAACGAGGGACUGGAUGAGUACAGCCCUGAGCUACCGGGUCUGCAGUGACGGAGUCAUAGCGGCGCAUGCACCGCAAGGCGCGACCUUCCCUGCGCAAUCGCAGCUGUGCGCGCCCGUCCUAACGAAUACCAAGCAGUCUCUCAUCACUAGUUUCGCUUUCUCCCCCAUAUGGUCACGGGUUGUUCCUAAUGGACAUGCUCAUUAUCCAAAGCUUGCGUUCGACGCUUGGGUUUCUGCCCACCAAGGUCGUACUUCUGUAGUCUAUUA
Messenger RNA from Tilletiaria anomala UBC 951, 1768 nucleotides. RefSeq lists its product as uncharacterized. The record is from RefSeq and is a predicted model, not a curated record. The transcript has a single exon. The coding region runs from base 35 to 1549 and encodes 504 amino acids. NCBI's taxonomy places the organism in Eukaryota, Fungi, Basidiomycota, Exobasidiomycetes, Georgefischeriales, Tilletiariaceae.